This is a messenger RNA of Engraulis encrasicolus (European anchovy), 1937 nucleotides long. RefSeq names its product protein tyrosine phosphatase 4A3a (gene ptp4a3a). Gene Ontology annotation, biological process: protein dephosphorylation. The transcript is spliced from 6 exons. Gene Ontology annotation, cellular component: cytoplasm; nucleus. The record is from RefSeq and is a predicted model, not a curated record. NCBI's taxonomy places the organism in Eukaryota, Metazoa, Chordata, Actinopteri, Clupeiformes, Engraulidae. Bases 1221 to 1742 code for a protein of 173 amino acids. Gene Ontology annotation, molecular function: protein tyrosine phosphatase activity.
UGCUUUGAUAGAGCCUGCCCCCCUGCUCAUGUCAGACCUUCAACAGGGCAAUGGGAAGGGGACAUGUAUGUAGGCACGUAGCCAGCACAUACAUAUUAAAUAUGGUUGUCUUCAGCUGAGCUACUAAAUAUUAAGCCGCCUCGGUGAGAAAUGGGUGUGUGAUGGGUGGUCCUGCGCGUUCUUACAGGGUAGCGUAGGCACAUCAUGCAUGACACGAGUGGAUUCCUGUUAGCUUAGCCCUAUGUGGUGGUGGGGUAGGCAGGCAGAACUGGAUCGCACAGGAAUAGCUUGGAGCUUGGAGACUGCUGCUGUGUUCUCUUCCCGCAGUCAACGAAAGAUCCCUUGUGGGAAGCUGUGAUACAAUAGCCGAAUGUAACUUACGGGAGAGGAUUAACAGAGGACAUAAUGGACUGUAUGCAGCAAAAGCGCUUGGUUUGGCCACGUUUGCUAUAAACCCAAGAGUGCCUCCCCGCCGGAUGGUUCUUUCUCGCCGACAGAUCCGCCGCCGCGCCACUCGCAGCGCGAAUAAGUUGCUUUCAUCGUUCUGAUCUGUGGACAUAUAUGUGCGUUUUUAGGGAGACCACGUUGUGCUCAAAUGUUUAACUAGAAGGAAUCCAUGAGAUUAAUUGCAUUUUCUUGCACGUGUUCCGGGAAGUCAAAAGAGCCUUAUCCUCCUGUCAUCUGGUCGUAGAUGGCGUUCUUGCAGAGGGCGGGAGACUACUGCCACGCGCAACAUCCAUGAGUCUGAGACAGUGGGUUUUGUGACCAGCCUGGUACCCCGGCCUGCAUCCAGCCUCCAACUUUCGCAGAUCUCAGCACUGAAAAACAGCUGAGCCCCCUGAAGGAACCUCAGGACAAGGUCUUGGGUGGACAGCCUCUGUGCCUCAGUUCUUUGCCCCCCCCCCCUUGGAUGGGGUCACUGGCCUUGUUGACUUAGAGACUCAGCGAGACAGUAGCCUUUUCCACGAUAGGAGAAGAGACUCAGGAAAAAAAGCUCUGAAAAAUAAACUGUGAUAAAGUUUGUAUAUUUUUUUUACUAGCGGAAGAGGGACAUAACAACAACAAAAGGGACACCCAAAGGUGUGGUUGUGGACAUUUUUUUUAAUCGAUCAACCAAGGACAACAGCAGAAGUCAAAACAGUGUUCUACUAAAAAAAAGACUUUCUCAGUCAAUACAUAGCAUUUGUUAUUGAUCUAUCGGACUGCAACUGAAGCAAAGCAUGGCUCGCAUGAACCGCCCAGCUCCUGUGGAGGUGUGCUACAAGAACAUGCGAUUCCUCAUCACGCACAAUCCCACCAACUCUACACUCAACAGCUUCAUAGAGGACCUUAAGAAGUAUGGGGCCACCACGGUAGUGAGAGUGUGUGAGGUGACCUAUGACAAGGCCCCGCUGGAAAAAGAUGGCAUCACAGUGGUGGACUGGCCGUUUGACGAUGGCGCGCCCCCUCCGUCUAAGGUGGUUGAGGACUGGCUCAGCCUGCUCCGCUCGCGCUUCCUGGAGGACCCCGGAUGCUGCGUGGCCGUGCACUGUGUGGCAGGACUGGGGAGGGCUCCAGUCCUAGUGGCCUUGGCACUGAUCGAGAGUGGGAUGAAGUAUGAAGAUGCCAUCCAGUUCAUCCGACAGAAGCGGCGGGGAGCCAUCAACAGUAAGCAGCUGACGUAUCUAGAGAAGUACCGGCCCAAACAGAGACUGCGCUAUAAGCACCCGCACAUCUUCAAGAACAAGUGCUGCAUCAUGUGACUCCCUCGGACGGACAGAGCCGAUAUACACCAGAACAGGGAGAUGGGGAGAGAGAGGGGGAGAGAGAGGACGACAACCCGCGUCACUGUCACAGCCAAAACCGCUGCCGCCAACAACAAAAUUCAACAACAGCCACCCACCAUUGACCACCUUUCCCUCCCUCCUCCCUCCUCCCUCUGCCAGGCCAAGACAAGA